This is a messenger RNA of Phoenix dactylifera (date palm), 873 nucleotides long. Its product is annotated as zinc-finger homeodomain protein 11-like. Gene Ontology annotation, biological process: regulation of DNA-templated transcription; regulation of developmental process. NCBI's taxonomy places the organism in Eukaryota, Viridiplantae, Streptophyta, Magnoliopsida, Arecales, Arecaceae. Gene Ontology annotation, molecular function: DNA-binding transcription factor activity; transcription cis-regulatory region binding. The record is from RefSeq and is a predicted model, not a curated record. Gene Ontology annotation, cellular component: nucleus.
GAGAGAGCGUGUAAGAGAGGGGAAGAGAGAUUCCCAUUGUGAGAGAUGGAACCAGCAAGAACGAGGGAGACCUACAGAGAGUGCAUGAGGAACCAUGCCGCUCGGCUGGGGACCUACGCUUGCGACGGGUGCUGCGAGUACAGCCCCGACACCCUGCGCCCUAACGCGCUGUUCUGCACUGCUUGCGGGUGUCACCGUAACUUCCACCGCAAGGUGACGCUGAACAGCGCGGCCGCCGCCGGCGGCGGCAUCAACGUCCGGCCGGUGGGGAUGGCUGCGGAUGUCCUUCGGGCAAGGCGACGCCAGAGGAGCAAGUUUACGGCCGAGCAAAAGGCUCGGAUGGGGGCCUUCGCAGCCCGGAUCGGCUGGAAGGUCCGGAAGCAAGAGGUCGGCGGCGAAGACGAGGUGUCGAGGUUCUGCAAGGACAUUGGGAUCACCCGCCAGGUCUUUAAGAUCUGGAUUCACAACCACAAGUGUAGUGCUGCUGCGACCACCUCCACGAGCAUUAACGCAGCUGCUGCACCUGCGCCUGAUGGCAACGGAGAGGGAGAUAUUGUAGCGUGCGUGGUGAGAGAACGGGAGGAGGAGGUCAAGGGGAGUGCCUCCAUGGAGGAGGAAAAGUAAGGAGGGAGGGUCUUGUCCCUUUAGUUGUCUUUGUUGCAUGCGUCCAUAUAUAGUCUCUGUCGUUGCUGUCACCUUUUACCGUUCGUUCUACUUUCUUUCCUUUUAUAUAGCAUGUUACUGUAGUCGUCUUCUUCCCCUCUCUUAGAGAGAGAGGAGGGGAGAAGAGGGAGUCGUCUAUCUGCAUGCAUUGCAUCUGGUCCGUUCAUCUUGUAAUAUAAAUAACAUGUGAAAGACUAGUUUUAUGUUUAA